Linepithema humile (Argentine ant) is the source of this 1603-nucleotide messenger RNA. The record is from RefSeq and is a predicted model, not a curated record. Lineage: Eukaryota; Metazoa; Arthropoda; Insecta; Hymenoptera; Formicidae.
ACAUUUGUCAUCUCCCCUCCAAUUACAUGAUUUUGUCGCUCAGUGACGUGAUAGUGUUUAUUACAAGGUAGAAGAGAAUAAUGCGUUAUUUAUAGACUGCAUAGUAUGGUUGACGGCACGUUAAAUACACAAUAAUAAAAAAUGGACUGAUUGUCAUUCUUAUCAUUCUUAUCAUUUUGUGAUGUGAUACUUUCUCAGCAUUCUGAAGCACCAAAACAUCCGUUAACAAUCAUAUAAAUAUUGUAUUCGUCAUCGCGACAUAUUACAAAUUAUUUCCAAUUAUUUGAAGAAUUUUAAUAUGAUGCGUAGCGUAUUUAUGUUUUACAUGCGAAAGCGCACAGCGAGUGAAAAAUUUCUCAUUAGCGAUCUAAAGAAAUGCAAACGUGAGUUUUGUACGACAGUCGAAGAUAAUCGUUCACCGUUGAAUGGAAUAAGAGUUCUGGAUUUGACACGUAUAGUAGCUGGUCCGUAUUGCACGAUGAUCUUAGGAGAUCUUGGUGCAGAGAUCUUGAAGAUUGAACGACCUGGUGGCGGUGAUGAAGCUCGCAAAUGGGGUCCUCCGUUCUUUAAAGGAACUCAAGAAUCAACUUAUUUCAUGAGUGUAAAUAGAAACAAAAAAAGUGUUUGUAUUGAUUUAAAAAGGGGUAAAAACAUUAUUUAUGAAUUAGUACAAACAUGUGAUAUUUUAGUGGAAAAUUAUGUGCCAGGAAAAUUGAGUAGUAUAGGCUUAGGAUACGAAGACAUAGCCAAGAUAGCACCAAGUCUUAUAUAUUGCUCAUUAACUGGCUAUGGAUCACAAGGACCUUAUGCAAGUAGACCUGGUUAUGAUGUCAUUGCCGCUUCCUUAGGAGGACUUCUACAUAUUACUGGACCUAAAGAUGGACCACCGUGCAAAGUUGGCGUAGCAAUGACAGAUUUAGCAACAGGUCUAUAUGCUCAUGGAGCAAUUAUGGCAGCUCUAUUACAAAGAACAAAAACUAAUCAAGGCCAGUGGAUACAAUGCAAUCUAUUAUCGACUCAAAUUGCAAGCCUGAUAAAUAUUGCUUCAAAUUACUUAAAUGGAAAUAAAGACGGAGCACGAUGGGGCUCUGAACAUGAGAGUAUAGUUCCUUAUGAAGCUUUUCCAACUGAAAAUGGAUAUAUGACAGUUGGAGCAGGAAGUGACUUGCAUUUUCUAGAAUUAAUUAAAAGAUUACAACUACCAGAACUUGCUAGUAAUGAUAAAUUUAAAAACAAUGUAGCUAGAGUCAAAAAUAGAACUGAAUUGCUUCAAAUUCUUCGAGAUGUGUUUAAAAAGAAGACAAAUCAAGAAUGGUCUAUGAUAUUUGAAGGUGCUUCGUUUCCUUAUGGAGCAGUAAAUACUAUAAAAGAGGUGUUUGAUGAUCCCCAUGUGAAAUAUACAAAAUUGGUUCAAGAAGUGGACCACCCAAUUGCAGGCAAAGUAAAACUCGUUGGACCAGCUGUGACAUAUAGUUACGCUAGCAAUAUAGUGAGAUCGGCACCACCGGCGUUGGGACAACACACAUCAGAAGUUUUAAAAAAUAUAUUAAAUUAUUCUGAUGAUAAAAUAAAAAAUUUAAUAACACAAAAAAUUGUACAAUAA